Molecule: messenger RNA, 1603 nt
Organism: Calliphora vicina (urban bluebottle blowfly)
Lineage: Eukaryota; Metazoa; Arthropoda; Insecta; Diptera; Calliphoridae
Product: salivary glue protein Sgs-3-like
Exons: 2
Coding region: 41-1522 (493 amino acids)
Cellular component (GO): extracellular region
Molecular function (GO): chitin binding
Source: RefSeq, a predicted model, not a curated record
CUUACAACUAAGAAGUUCUUGAAUAAAGUUUUGGAAUACCAUGCUCACGAAAAUAGUUGUAUCCUGUUUGUUGGUGGCAUUUGCCAUAUCGUCAUGUCAAGCGGCCACAUUAGAUACAGCUUUAUAUGCCAAAUAUGUUUGCCGUCAGCAUCCUGAUGGCUUCAAAACCCUGGUACCUGGCAGCCCUUCUGAAUACAUUGAGUGUAAAGAUGGAAAGGGAGAAAUAAAGGAAUGUCGUCAUUUCUUUGAUGCCUUUAACAAAGUUUGUGUUAAUAACAAUCCUGUUUAUGUGGAUACACAGAAAGAAAGUGGGGAUGUAGCUAAACCACAAUGUACUACAACGAAAGCUCCAUGCACAACCACCAGAUGUACUACAACAAAAGCUCCAUGCAAAACCACAACAUGUACUACAACGAAAGCUCCAUGCACAACCACUACAUGUACUACAGCAAAAGCACCGUGCACUACAACAACUACGUGUACCACAACAACAUGCACCACAACUACUUGUACUACAACAACAUGCAGCACAACAACUUGUACCACAACAACUUGCACCACCACUACAUGCACUACAACUACGUGUACCACAACAACAUGCACCACAACUACUUGUACUACAACAACAUGCACCACAACAACAUUCACCACAACAACUUGCACCACAACAACUUGCACCACCACUACAUGUACUACAACCACUUGUACUACAACAACUUGUACCACAACUACUUGUACCACAACAACUUGCACCACAACAACUUGCACCACAACGCCUUGUACCACAACUACAUGUACCACAACUACUUGCACAACAACUACUUGCACUACAACCACUUGUACUACAACAACUUGUACAACAACAACUUGCACCACAACUACUUGUACCACAACAACUUGCACCACCACUACAUGUACUACAACCACUUGUACUACAACAACUUGUACCACAACUACUUGCACCACAACAACUUGUACCACAACAACUUGCACAACAACAACUUGCACCACAACUACUUGUACAACAACUACAUGCUCUACAACAAAGGCUCCCUGUACAACUACUACUUGUACAACAACUACAUGCACUACAACAAAGGCUCCCUGUACAACUACCACUUGCACUACAACAAAGGCUCCCUGUACAACUACCAAAUGCGCUACAACAAAGGCUCCCUGUACCACAACUACUUGCGCGCCAAAGAAAGCUCCUCCUAAAAAACCCUGUGCCGACAAACCUAGUGCUGAUGCACCCAGCAGCGAUAGCGGAUUGAAGGAUCCCUCUAAAUAUGUUUUGCCCUCAAAAAUGACCAAAGAAGAAAUUGAGGACUAUAUUAACUAUGGAUGCAUAGCUAAACCAGAAGGUUUCUUAUUACCAUCUUUAACGAAAUGCAAUGACUAUUACAUUUGUCGCAAUAAUAUCGCCUUGCCGGUAUCCUGCGGCAAGAAAUAUUUCAAUGUCAAGAAGGGCUAUUGUGAUUUACCCAGUAAUACUGGCUGCAUUCAAGCUCGUUUAGUUUGAAAACAAUUAUCACUUAAAUAAAUGUUGAAAAAAUUAAUUGAGAUGAGAAUGAUGUAUUAUACGAGUUAAAAAAUUAAUAAA